ACUGGAGUAUGCGUAGAUUGAAAAACGUUUUUUUUAUCUCAUCAUAUAUUAUGUUGGCCCGUUAUAUAUUUAGAAGACGCAUUAGUGCCGUACGAACUUUAGUGAGCGAUACGUCAAAGAAGAAACAUUACUCGCCUUUUUUGGAAAAUGAUAAGCAAAAGUUACAUUUUUGCUCGGGGCAAAUCAGUCAUUACCAACGCAGUUAUAAAAGGGGAUAGUAAUACAUGGAGAAAAUGUUUGACGACUGCAACGUGUGUUGAGCCGAAGGGUCCGAGUGUAAAGACUCAAAUUCCUGGACCCGCAUCACGACAUUUAAAAGAAGAACUUGAUAAAUUUCAGCAAGCAGCGACAGUCCAAUUGUUCGCGGAUUAUGACAAAUCAUCAGGUAACUACAUGGUGGACGUUGAUGGGAACACAUUGCUGGAUGUCUACAUGCAAAUAUCAUCAGUACCACUGGGUUACAACCAUCCCGCGAUGCUGGAAGCUCUUUCAGAUCCCCACAAUCAAAGAACAAUCGUCAAUAGACCAGCUCUCGGCGUUUAUCCAGGUGCUGACUGGCCAAACAAACUCAAGCACGUGCUGCUCAGGCCUGGAGUCGCUCCCCCGGGUCUAGGAAAUAUUACGACAAUGAUGUGCGGCUCUUGUUCCAAUGAAAAUGCAUUUAAAAAUGUAUUUAUGUGGUACGCUGAGAAAAACCGUCAUGGUAAAUCAUUUUCUCAAGAUGAAAUAGAAUCAUGUAUGAUCAAUCAAGCUCCUGGAUCACCGAAGUACUCAAUAAUGUCAUUUAAAGGAGCAUUCCAUGGAAGAACUCUCGGUUGUUUAUCAACAACACACAGCAAAUAUAUUCAUAAGAUUGAUGUACCUGCAUUUGAUUGGCCAAUUGCCAGUUUCCCGGCUUACAAAUAUCCAUUGGAAGAUAACGUCAGUGCUAAUGCUGCUGAGGACAAACGUUGUCUAGCUGAGAUUGAAGAUUUAAUAGUCAAAUUUGACAAAGAAAAGAAUGUACCAGUCGCUGGUGUCAUUAUCGAACCGAUACAAGCAGAAGGUGGUGACAAUCACGCAUCACCAGAAUUCUUUCAGCAGCUAAGACAACUGACUAAGAAAUAUGGAGUAGCAUUGCUUAUUGAUGAAGUACAAACUGGUGGUGGUCCGACUGGUAAAAUGUGGUGUCAUGAACACUUUAAUCUUUCAUCUCCACCAGAUGCUGUUACGUUUAGUAAAAAAAUGCAAAUGGGUGGUUAUUAUCAUACUGCUGAGUUGAGACCUAAUCAAGGAUACCGAGUCUUCAAUACAUGGAUGGGUGAUCCAAGUAAAUUAAUCAUGUUAGAAGCGAUUCUUAAUGUUAUGCAGAGAGACAAUUUGUUGGAGAAAGUUUCAAAAGUAGGCGAGUACACGCUGGAUAAUCUUAAAAAAAUGGAAAAAGAAUUCUCGACUGUUAUUAAUUCAACUAGAGGUCGGGGUACUUUUAUUGCUUUCAAUGGAGCGAGUCCUAAAAUACGUGAUCAGAUUGUCAGCAAACUCCUCGCUAAAGGAAUUCAAGCCGGCGGUUGUGGUGCCGAUGCCGUUAGAUUGAGACCGGCUUUGACAUUCGAUCGGCAUCAUGCUGACAUAUUUUUAGACACACUUCGUAAAGUUCUUAAGGAAUAAAUAAAUAUAUGAAAAAAUCCACUGUAAAAAAUCGGGAGUGAAUUCGGAAUUAGAUUUUAUUUAACCCGUCAGCACUUCCGUUAAUAGUUGAAAUUUUUUCUAUCUUUGAAUAAUUUUAUCUAUUUUCAGAUUCCGCUUUAAAAAAAAUUGUAUGUUCGGUUAUUCUCGUAACUGCUCGUAUACCUUCUGCAGUUUGCGGUGUCUGGACUUAUCCGGUUGAAUUCGUUAAAGUUUAAAUUACGUUUAUUAAUCGUAAAUAAGUUACAAUUAUCAUUUAUUUGUUUAUUAUUAUUCUAAUAAUACACAGAGUAAUUAAUUUAUGAGAAAUGUUGUCGUAUUGAAAAUUUUAAAUGCGAAUUUACUUCGUCCGGAGUUUUAGAAAAAAUUACUCUGCAUACAGAGUAAAUGCGGAGUUUGUUUCUCCAGGGGAGUGAUUUUGGAGUCAUCUGGAUUUUAUGGAAAUCCAAAUUCACUCCGAUUCAAAGUUUUAGUGUCAAAAUAAACUCCCCUUUGGAGUGAAUUUUACUCCAAGGGGAUUAAAUAAAUAGUCCGCUCCGCAUUUACUCCAGAUUUAAUCCGCGUUCACUCCGCAAAUUUUUUACAGUGUAAUAAUAAUAAUAAUAAUUCAAAGCACAAUAAUCUCCAGUCUUCCAAAACUAUAAAAUCAAUUAUUAAAAUAAUUUUUAAAUAUUUUUGUAUCAACAAUCUAUUACUUUGUCUCCUUGUUUUAUUUUCCAACAUUUUUUUGUUUAAAAAUGUCGUUGUCGUACGUAAAAAAUUUUAUUAAUCACAAAAAAAAAUAUUUAUUAGCUGUAAGUAAUAAUUGUCUUCCACGAACUGUUUUAAGAACAAAUUUGAAAUGUUUGAAAAUUUUAAAAGAACUAAU
Microplitis mediator is the source of this 2533-nucleotide messenger RNA. RefSeq names its product 4-aminobutyrate aminotransferase, mitochondrial. The coding region runs from base 148 to 1647 and encodes 499 amino acids. The record is from RefSeq and is a predicted model, not a curated record. Lineage: Eukaryota; Metazoa; Arthropoda; Insecta; Hymenoptera; Braconidae. The transcript is spliced from 10 exons. Gene Ontology annotation, cellular component: mitochondrion. Gene Ontology annotation, molecular function: pyridoxal phosphate binding. Gene Ontology annotation, biological process: GABA catabolic process.